Messenger RNA from Hyaena hyaena (striped hyena), 2816 nucleotides. RefSeq names its product adhesion G protein-coupled receptor F1 (gene ADGRF1). Gene Ontology annotation, biological process: adenylate cyclase-activating G protein-coupled receptor signaling pathway; cell surface receptor signaling pathway; neuron projection development. Gene Ontology annotation, cellular component: plasma membrane. The transcript is spliced from 14 exons. Bases 1 to 2733 code for a protein of 910 amino acids. Lineage: Eukaryota; Metazoa; Chordata; Mammalia; Carnivora; Hyaenidae. The record is from RefSeq and is a predicted model, not a curated record. Gene Ontology annotation, molecular function: G protein-coupled receptor activity.
AUGAAAAUCUGCAUUCUCUGGCUCAUGUCUUUCUUCACACUUGCCGUCGGCCAGGAAAGCUUCCUGGGGAGAAAUGAAGGCACCAAAACAAAAAGUGGACUCAUUGUGAAUAAGAAAAAGCAUCCAGGCUCAGUCCAGGAAUAUGAGCUGCUGCUUCAGGUGGCCUACAGAGAUUCCAAGGAGAAGAGAGACUUGAAGAAUUUUCUUAAGCUUUUGAAGCCUCCAUCAUUUUGGUUACAUGAACCAAUGAGGAUUCUCAGAGCAAAGGCCACCACAUACUGCAGGCACCAGAAUGGGGUCUUGCAGUGUUCCUGUGAGGACGGCUACACCUGGUUCCGUCCCUCGUGCCUUGAUCCCCAGAAAUGCUACCUUCACACGGCCGGAGCACUCCAGAGCUGUGACUGUCAUCUCAACAACCUCACCCAGAGCAUCAAUUUCUGUGAGAGAGCAAAAGUUUGGGGCACUUUCAAAAUUAAUGAAAGAUUUACCAAAGACCUUUUGAAUUCAUCUUCUCCUUCGUAUUCCAAAUAUACAACCGGAAUUGAAAUUCAACUUAAAGAAGCAUUCAGAAGGAUUCAAGAUUUUGAGUCAGUUCGUGUCACCCAAUUUCGAGAUGGAAGCAUCGUUGCUGGGUUUGAAGCUGUGGGUUCCAGCAGCACAUCAGAGCUGCUGUCAGCCAUUGAACAGGUGGCUGGGAAGGUGAAGGCAGGCCUUCAAAAGCUCUUCCCACUAGAAGAUGGCUCUUUCAGAGUAUUUGGAAAAGCUGAGUGUAACAGCAUUGUCUUUGGAUUUGGGUCCAGGAACGAUGAGUAUACUCUUCCCUGUAGCAGCGGCUACACUGGAAACAUUACAGUCAGGUGCCAGCCCUCUGGGUGGCAGGUCCUCAGGGAGACAUGUGUCCACUCUCAGCUAGAAGAACUGAGGAAGAAUUUCAGUGUGAUUGCAGGCAAUGCCACCGAGGCAACUGUGUCAUCCUUGGUGAGAAAUCUUUCACUCGUCAUUCAGCAGAACCCAUCAACUACGGCUGGCAAUCUGGCUUCAGUGGUGUCCAUUCUGGACAAUGUUUUGUCUCUGUCACUGUCAGGCCAUUUCAAGGUGUCCAAUUCAACUAUGGAGGAUGUCAUUAAUAUAGCUGACCACAUCCUUAAUUCAACAUCAGUAACCAACUGGACGGUGUUACUGCGGGAAGAACAGCAUGCCAGCUCACGAUUGCUGGAGACACUGGAAAACAUCAGCAGCCUCGUACCUUCGACAGCUCUGCCUCUGAGUUUUUCUCGGGAUUUCAUUAACUGGAAAGGGAUUCCAGUGUCCCGAAGCCAACCUGAGAUGGGUUACAGCUAUCAGGUUGAGCUGUCCCACCAAAAUACUUCCAAACCCAUCAGAGGCCAUGUAUUAAUUGGGUCAGACCAAUUCCGGUGGUCCCUUCCAGAAACUAUUAUCGGCAUGGCCUCGUUGACCCUGGGGAAUAUUCUAUCCAUUACCAAGAAUGGAAGUGCUCAGGUCAAUGGGCCGGUGAUAUCUAUGGUUAUCCAAAACUAUUCCGUAAAUGAAGUCUUCCUGAUUUUUUCCAAGAUAGAGUCAAAUCUGAGCCAGCCUUACUGCGUGUUUUGGGAUUUCAGGCAUUUGCAAUGGAACAAUGCAGGCUGCCAGCUAGUGAAUGAAACUCUAGACACGGUGAUGUGCCGAUGUACUCACUUGACUUCCUUCUCCAUACUGAUGUCACCCUUUGUCCCACCUGCCAUCAUUCCCUCUGUGAAACUGAUCACCUAUGUGGGGCUGGGUAUCUCCAUCGGAAGUCUCACCUUAUGCCUAAUUAUUGAAGCUCUAUUUUGGAAGCAGUUCAAGAAAAACCAAACUUCCUACACACGUCAUAUUUGCAUGGUGAACAUAGCCCUGUGCCUCCUGAUUGCUGAUAUUUGGUUUAUCGUUGCUGCCACUGCAGACUCCACAGUAAGCUUUCCUGGAGUCUGCAUGGCUGCAGUGUUUUUUAUGCACUUUUUCUACCUCUCCCUGUUCUUUUGGAUGCUCAUGCUCGGCAUCCUGCUGGCUUAUCGGAUCCUCUUUGUGUUCCAUCACAUGGGCCUACAUGUGAUGAUGGCCUUCGGGUUCUGCCUGGGCUAUGGGUGCCCUCUCAUCAUAUCUGUCAUCACCAUUGCAGUCACACAACCUAGCAACAGCUACAAAAGGAAAGACGUGUGUUGGCUUAAUUGGUCUGAUAACAGCAAACCCCUCCUGGCCUUUGCUGUUCCUGCACUGACCAUUGUGGCUGUGAACUUGGUUGUGGUGCUAUUAGUUCUCAUGAAGCUCUGGAAGCCUCCUGUUGGAGAAAGGCCGAGUCAGGACAACAGGGCCACUAUUGUCCGCAUGGGGAAGAGCCUCCUCAUCCUGACCCCUCUGCUGGGGCUCACCUGGGGCUUUGGCAUAGGGACAAUUGUGGACAACCGGAAUCUGGCUUGGCAUGUUAUUUUUGCGUUACUCAAUGCGUUCCAGGGUUUUUUCAUCUUAUGUAUUGGAAUGUUCUUGGAUAGUAAGUUGCGACAGUUGCUGUUCAACAAAUUGUCUCCUUUAAGCUCUCAGAAGCAAGCAUCAAAGCAAAACUCAACAGAGGUAUCUGCCAAACCCAAAUACCCAAAGCCCUUCAACCCAUUGCAACACAAAGGCAUUUAUGCCCUUUCUCACACUGGAGAAUCCUCAAAUGACAUCACGCUAACUCAGUUUUUAUCAACUGAAUAAGGCUGCAAACCAUAAAAUUGAGGGAAAUUGUUUUGGUGCAACUUAACAUUUAGAACUAAAUGUCAGUGAAAAAAUUAGCUCAA